Messenger RNA from Hirsutella rhossiliensis, 2658 nucleotides. RefSeq names its product acyl transferase domain-containing protein. NCBI's taxonomy places the organism in Eukaryota, Fungi, Ascomycota, Sordariomycetes, Hypocreales, Ophiocordycipitaceae. Gene Ontology annotation, molecular function: fatty acid synthase activity; 3-oxoacyl-[acyl-carrier-protein] synthase activity. The record is from RefSeq and is a predicted model, not a curated record. Bases 1 to 2658 code for a protein of 885 amino acids. Gene Ontology annotation, biological process: secondary metabolite biosynthetic process; fatty acid biosynthetic process. The transcript is spliced from 6 exons.
AUGAAGAAGAAGGACGGGCUCUGUGAAGUCCCCGGUACGCGUUACUCAAUUGACUCAUUCUAUGGACCCGGCAAGACCCAGUCGAUCAAGGUUCGUCGAGGUUAUUUUUUACAAGACGACCCGGCUCUCUUUGACGCCGACUUUUUCUCCAUCAAGCCUGCGGACGCGGAAAGAAUGGAUCCCCAGCAGCGGCAACUGUUGGAGGUUACGUGGGAGUGUAUCGAAAGUGCAGGUGAAACGGACGCAAGAGGAAGAGCCGUGGGAUGUUAUGUUGGAGUGUUUGGCGAGGACUGGCUCGAUCUUGACAGCAAGGACCCUCAGGCCACGGACAGAUAUCAUGUCUCGAGCACGGGGCAAUUUACUCUUGCCAACAGGCUGUCAUAUGAGAAUGACUGGCGCGGACCGAGCAUGACUAUUCAGACGGCUUGCUCGUCCUCGCUGGUAGGCUUGCACGAAGCUAGCCAGGCCUUGCUCGCCGGCGAGUGCUCAUCGGCGGUAGUCGCUGGAGUUAACCUCAUCUUGAGCCCUUUCAUGACCAUAGGCAUGUCUGAUAGCAAAGUGCUCUCACCAAGUGGCGUCUGCAGAACCUUUGAUGAAGCGGCCGAUGGGUACGGUCGCGGAGAAGGUGUCACCGUCAUCUACAUCAAGCGGUUGGCCGAUGCUAUCAAGGCCAAUGACCCCAUCCGAGCCGAGUCACUCAUCAGACGAGCCUACCAGCGGGCCGGCAUUCAGGAUAUAAGCCAGACAGCAUUCUUUGAAUGUCACGGAACAGGCACUAGGGUCGGAGACGUCAUCGAAGCAUCCGCCAUUGCAAAGUUGCUUACCGAAGCUGGGACUGGAGCUGGAACUGUGAUAGGAUCCGUGAAGCCAAAUGUCGGUCACACUGAGGGAGCGUCUGGAAUUACGGCCGUCAUCAAAUCCGUUCUUUGCCUUGAGCAUGACACCAUCCCACCAAACAUCUACUUCAAAACGCCAAAUCCCAAGAUUCCAUUCAAAGAGGCGAACCUUCUUGUUCCAACGGAGCCCAUGAGGUUUCCUCGCGGGAAGAGCAAGCGAGUGAGCAUCAACUGCUUUGGUGUUGGCGGGUCAAAUGCUCACGUCAUAAUCGACUCUGCCACGCACUUCUCCUCAUUGCCGCAGACUGGACACCUUGAAAGACCGACGUCAACAUUUUGCGAUGGCUCCCGACUGUUGCUGCUAUCCGCCAAGGACCCAGCUGCUCUGGACAGGAGACUUGAUGAUCUCGUCAAAUACACUGAGACGAGGCUCAACGUCUUGGAUGAUCUCGCUUAUAGCCUCUGCUGUCGACGGCAACAUUUCUCCCAUCGUGCAUUUGCGAUAGGUCACCCUAAUCGACCGCUAGCCAAGUCCGAGUUUCGGAAGCUCUCAGUAAGGCCAAUCGACCCCAUUUGGGUGUUCACUGGGCAGGGGUCGCAGUGGGCUGCCAUGGGGAAACAACUGCUGGAAAGAUCUAAACAGUUUAGAGAAGAUAUCCAGUCGCUGGAUAAAUUCCUGCAGGAAUUGCCCGAUGCACCGGUUUGGCGUAUACAAGCUGAGCUUUCCAAGACUGCAACAGAUGCACGCAUACAUGAGACAGAUAUUGCGCAACCACUCUGCACUGCUCUUGCAAUAGGACUCGUCAACCAACUGCGCCGCUGGGGCCUGAAGCCUUCGGCAGUGGUUGGGCAUUCCAGCGGCGAGAUUGCGGCAGGCUAUGCAUCUGGAGCAAUCUCGGCCAGAAGCGCCAUUGUGCUUGCAUACUACCGAGGUAUCGUGGUCAAGCCUCAGGAGGGAAAAGGAGGCAUGAUUUCUGUGGGCAUGGGAUGGCAGGAGAUAAUGCCAUAUCUCGAAGGCGCCGGCCAUGUUGCCGUAGCUUGCAAGAAUAGCCCAUCCAGCACAGUUCUAUCGGGAGAUCCCGGCGAGCUCGGGCUUGUGUACAACAGAAUUAAAGACCAGCAGGCGGAAGUGGUUUGCAGGAAGCUUCGGCUGUCCGUGGCCUAUCAUUCAUAUCAGAUAUCGACAUCAGCCGCCGACUUUGAGCGUGUAAUAUCUUCUCACAUUCGUCAUAACACGGAAAUGGUCCCUCUGUAUUCAACAGUAUCCUUGGCCAAGAUCACGGAACCGACCGCACUUGAUGCUGCAUACUGGGGUCGAGGCAUGGCCUCCACCGUGCAGUUUUCUGAGGCAGUUCAAACCAUCUUGCAAGACGGUAAUCAAUCCCGAGCAUUCCUGGAGAUUGGACCACAUUCGGCACUCUCGGGACCUCUGAGACAGAUCUUUGAGAGACACAAAGCAGCACCUGGCAGGAAUCCCGUCUAUGUCCCAACCCUGACUCGCAACGACCCAGAUCUCCAGUCCCAGCUUCUUUCCGCCUUGGGCUCGUUGCAUUGUCUCGGUGUUCCAAUGGACCUCUUGAGCGUCACCGGCAUGGGUAGCGUACUUCCCGAUCUGCCCGCGUAUCCAUGGAACCGGCACCACACCACGAACUGCUCGGUUCAAGAAUCACUGUCAUGUCUGAGCUCGAACCAGCAUGGAGAAAUCUUCUACGACUCGGCGAUGUCCUCUGGCUCGGCGAUCAUGUCCUUCGCGGAAGGGUGGUGUUCCCUGUUGCUGGCUAUAUUGCAAUGGCUGGGGCUGCUUGUGCGCAACUGCAGCUGA